Entrophospora candida is the source of this 462-nucleotide messenger RNA. The record is from the annotation of a GenBank genome assembly. Lineage: Eukaryota; Fungi; Glomeromycota; Glomeromycetes; Entrophosporales; Entrophosporaceae.
AUGGCAACAUGGAUUACUGAUUUCAUAGUUUACACCUCUAAUGAUAAAGAUUGCCCUGAUCACUUCAAUGGGUAUGAAAUGCACCUGCAAGAUCUUAACGAAAGUCAUGGCGGAAAAUUCAUAUAUGUCGGACGUAAACGUGAGAGAAUCAUCUCUGAAAAUCAUAAAAACGCGGUAACUUCCUUACGGUUUCUCGCUUUCUCAGAUAAACAAAUAGAAAAACCAGUCGGUUGGGAAUUCUGGAAUUACCAUGACUUGAGCGAAGGUGCGGGGGGCAAAUUCAUUUAUAUGGUUUGGAAUAAGGGGGAAAAUGAGCUAAACCCUAUCAUAGAAAUCGAUUUUUGUGUCAGUGAAAGUAAGGAAAGUUAUGAAAAGAAAGGUGUUUCAUGGACAAGAAUAAAUCAGGAUUUAUCCGAGGGUUCUGGUGGAAAAUAUAUAUGGUGUUCUUAUUUUAGAGGAUAG